GUAGUCUCUGAAGCAUAUCAACAUCUUCAACAAGUUUCCUACAUUUUCGUUGCGUUGAAUUGCGAAAGGUGAAUUUCAGUUGAUACUCGAAAUGCGCCAUCUCGUCUUGUUGUUCAGCCUCGUUUUAUCCGUCACCGUGGCAGAUGAUUCGGCUAAAGACAAAUCGCAAAACAGCAGUUACAUAACAAUUCCGCCUAUUACCUUGGCAGAGACAACUUUGGCCACAUCCUUAAACAGCAGCGGAUACGACGAGGAUUAUUACCGUAAAAACAACCGUCCGGCCAAUGCUGUAAAGAAAAGCACAACAGUUAAACCCGUUGUCAGACGACCGGCUACUACGACCCGACGUCCAUCAAGAACAACUAGGCGUCCAGCAGAAACUAAAGAUCCCGUUCACAGUUGGGAUCAAGCCGAUACUUGCGGGGGCAAUAUCCUUGUGCCUUUGUCGGACGAUCAGAAUAAUAAAGUCAUCGAGGAAACUUAUCGGUCGACUAGUUUCCCAAUAGCGAGAACGUAUCCAUUAAUCUGCACUUGGAAUGUCAAGGUGAGCAAGAAUUGCCGUCACGGUCGAAUUGUUUUGAGACUUGACGAACGCAGUCGACUGCCCAAUGACAAGGAAUGCGCCAAUGGAUACAUCCGCGUUUCUCCCUUUAUGAAAGAAGCCAAAAUCUGUGGUCGCAUCGGAGACGUCCCUCCUCUCCAGUGGCACGUCGAGGACCAACAGCCGGAAACUGUGACCAUUUCCAUGCGGAAUAUGGGACUUGAAGAAGACAAAUCCACCGGUCUGUCUUUCACCCUCCAAGGUGAAUGUUUGGCAUACUUAUCAAACGUGACUAUCAACGACACUGGAAUGAAUUCCAGCAACAGUCAGUGGCUGCAUCAGCUGUGGAAAAACUCGGUAGUCGCUGGAGGACCAAGGGUUUUCAUUCCAGGUGUGGAACUGGCCAAUAUUAUUCCCUGGAUGGAAAAUCCUGGAACACUGCCGCCACCUACGACAUUGGCAAGCGUCACUUCAGUAAAUAAUAUUGAGAGUAACCUAAAUCAACCGCCUACCCGUCGUCCUCGACCAACUCGACGUCCCAACACCCGACGCCCGUCACUUCCAACAGCUCAUCCAGUCACUGCCCGUGCAACAACACCUCGACCCAUAACUUUUGACCAAUACGAUACGUGCGGAGGAACAAUCCAUGUCCCUUUGAUAUUCGAUCGACUCUCAUUCCACGAAUCGUCGCAUUUCUUCACUGGGCGGAAUUAUCCACUCGUCUGCAUCUGGAAUGUCAAAGUGAGUCCACUAUGCCGUCGUACUCGAGUCACAAUGAGAGUGGAUGUCCGGAGUCGAUUGGCCGAUGUGGAUGGCUGUACAAAGGGAUACUACACCGUGUCACCUAUAAUGAAGGAAGCAAAACUUUGCGGCCGGAUCGGAACAGUUCCGCCCUUCCAGUGGUACGUGGACGACCAAAAGUUGGAAGAUGUUUCCAUCGUCAUGGAAAACAUUGGAUUGAAUGACGGCCGUUCCGAGGGUCUGUCUUUCAGCCUUCAAAGCGAAUGUAUUCAAAUCAGGCCGGAUAUCAAGAAGAUUGACGUCGAUAUUGAAAAUUAUUGGUCCACUACUCGAUGGGUAAAUCGAUUGAGGGAAGAAUCUGUUAAAGGAGAUGGGCCGAGAUUAAUCACACCUGGGAUCUUUGGUUCCACGACCAUAAGCUCGAUCCUGCCAAACACUCAAAACAUCAAUAAAACGACGUCUAACCAUUUAGAAGAUCAAUCAGACAUUCCCUGGGUCAUGCUGAAGCCGCUGUCCGACACGAAGGUAUCUUCUUCGUCAAGUUACGUAGUUCCAAAUGUCGUUAGCAAUAAGAUUGUAGCUCCAGCAGCGAUUCAUUCGUCAACAAGUCCUGUGAAUAAUCUUCCAAAGAUUCCCAACGUCACCCCGCACGUUACUUCCCCUAUUCCAUGGGUCAUUCUAAAAUCUCCCGCUAGUGAAAAUCAUUCCCAAUUAAAGGCAUCAACGACCCCAUCUACUUCAGCUAAGCCGUUGACUACGGUCCGUCCACCCACCACCCAUCGCUCUUCGACUAGUCCAUCGACAAACAAGCCAACAUCGACGACUCGACGCCCGUCUAACAAAACUGGUUCAGUUCAGUCAACAACAGCGACUCGUUUGUCAUCGACCACCGUUCGUCCCAGCACUGCAGCCAAGAAACCAGCAACUAAAUCUGCUGUUCCUUCGUCCACUCGUGUUUCUACAGUCCGCCCUACUUCCCCCACCGUUCGUCAAGAAACUAAACGACAAUCAACUACGACCCGAAAAUCAGGCACUAAGGUGCCACCCACGACCAAAAGUCCAGUUCUUAAUGUACCCAACAGUAAUUCAAAGGCGGCCACAAACGGGGUACGGCCAAUUGUGAUUAACGAUGACGUGAUUAUCGACGAAGCCAUUUCUGACAUCACGUCGCAAUUGGAAGAAAUCAAAAGGGAAGCGGAAAUAAACCAGAAGAAAUAACAGAAACAGCAAUGAAAUAUAAUACAUGUCUGAUAAGCAUAUGGCUUAUUGACAGCAGUAAUUACUCAGUUAUAAAUUAUCAGGCCUAAAUAAAUAUUAUGCUACUAUCUA
Messenger RNA from Daphnia pulicaria, 2611 nucleotides. RefSeq lists its product as uncharacterized. NCBI's taxonomy places the organism in Eukaryota, Metazoa, Arthropoda, Branchiopoda, Diplostraca, Daphniidae. Bases 92 to 2500 code for a protein of 802 amino acids. The record is from RefSeq and is a predicted model, not a curated record. The transcript has 10 exons.